Cephus cinctus (wheat stem sawfly) is the source of this 1281-nucleotide messenger RNA. RefSeq names its product probable dimethyladenosine transferase. Bases 208 to 1128 code for a protein of 306 amino acids. Gene Ontology annotation, molecular function: rRNA (adenine-N6,N6-)-dimethyltransferase activity. Gene Ontology annotation, cellular component: mitochondrial matrix. Lineage: Eukaryota; Metazoa; Arthropoda; Insecta; Hymenoptera; Cephidae. Gene Ontology annotation, biological process: rRNA methylation. The transcript has 7 exons. The record is from RefSeq and is a predicted model, not a curated record.
GAUUUUACUAUUUCACUAGAGCCUGACGCUUAGGUUCACAUGAAACUGAAUACGUAUUCGCCUUUGCUAGCUUCACAAGAAGAUGGGAUGAGAAAGUGUGGGGACCCUUGCGGUAAAGACAAAUUAUUACUGAGGACGCACGUGGUUCCACAUAUACAUAUAACAUUCUGCAGUAGAUUCAUACUAGCCUUAUAAAAAAUUAUAAAAAUGCCGAAAAUUCGUGCAGAAAAGAAAAGUCGUGUACAUACUGAAGUAGCAAAACAAGGAAUUUUAUUCAACAAGGAUUUUGGACAGCACAUUCUAAAAAAUCCAUUAAUCAUUGAAAAUAUGGUUGAAAAGGCAGCUUUGCGGCCCACCGAUGUGAUAUUAGAAAUUGGUCCUGGAACUGGAAACAUGACAGUCAAAAUGUUGGAAAAAGCAAAGAAAGUAAUUGCAUGUGAAGUCGACCCACGUAUGGUGGCUGAAUUGCAAAAACGUGUACAAGGCACACCAUAUCAAUCAAAAUUGCAAAUUAUUGUGGGAGACGUACUUAAAUCUGAUUUGCCUUUUUUUGAUAUAUGCGUUGCUAAUGUCCCAUAUCAGAUUUCAUCACCAUUAGUAUUCAAAUUGCUUCUACAUAGACCACUUUUUAGAUGUGCAGUACUAAUGUUCCAAAGAGAAUUCGCAGAAAGACUGGUAGCAAAGCCUGGUGAGAAAGCAUACUGCCGACUUAGUAUAAAUACACAAUUAUUAGCACGCGUAGAUAUGCUGAUGAAAGUAGGCAAAAAUAACUUCAGGCCACCACCUAAAGUUGAAUCCAGUGUUGUUAGGAUAGAACCUAGAAAUCCACCACCUCCAAUUAAUUACCAAGAGUGGGAUGGGUUAACUCGAGUAGCAUUCAUCAGAAAAAAUAAAACUCUUUCUGCUGCUUUUAAACAAACUGCAGUGAUUGCCAUGCUUGAUAAAAAUUAUAAGCUGCACUGUAGUCUAAAUAAUAAGCUGGUACCAGAGGAUUUUGACAUAAAACAAAUGAUUUCAAAUAUUUUGGAAAAAAGUAGUUGUGAGGAUAAACGAGCGAGAACGAUGGAUAUUGACGAUUUUGUCAGGCUUUUACAUGUAUUCAAUGCAGAAGGUAUUCAUUUCACAUGAUAAUGAUAAAACAAAGCCUACCAUUGUUGAUUCCCUCUAUAAAAUGUUAUAUAUUACAUCUAAUAAUUUGAUGUCAGGUAUGUUAAGAAUCAAUGAAAAACCUAUUGAAUAAUUUUACAAUUGGAUAACAAUAUAAAAAUUUCUAAGAAUUUA